AUGAAAAGGGAAAUAAAAAACUUCGAUAAACUUCAGUUGAUUGCUUCGGAAUCCAUAGCGCCGUCCGGGAUCUUGGAUGAAGUUCUCGCCGUAAAAACAGAAUUCAUAUACAUAGGCGUUAUUGAAAAUAGAAUGCAAGUCUUCCAAAAAUACAUAGCAAAUUUGAGCGUUCAGAAAAUGAACAACUCAUUAUGGUUCAAAAGUUUCUAUGAAUAUAUUAUGAAUUGCACUUUCCGAAAUACGAAUGUUAACAGCAUCAGGAAAAGGUGUAAUUCAAGUGAGAAAAUAGGCAAUGCACUAUUCUGUGGUAAUUUGUACCGGGUUGCAGAUAAAGUUAUAGAUGCCGUAUAUAUCUUUGCCCAUGGUCUCCACAAGAUCCUGGAAACCAAUUGCCCAAACAAUCUCGUCCAAGGUUGCAAAAUACCAGGCGAAGAACUACUCAAUGUUAUUCGUAACUCAAGUUUCACGAGUGUUGAUGGUCGUACAGUUUAUAUGGAUAAUAAAGGCGAG
This is a messenger RNA of Paramuricea clavata, 510 nucleotides long. The record is from the annotation of a GenBank genome assembly. NCBI's taxonomy places the organism in Eukaryota, Metazoa, Cnidaria, Anthozoa, Malacalcyonacea, Plexauridae.